Messenger RNA from Oncorhynchus tshawytscha (Chinook salmon), 1553 nucleotides. Its product is annotated as C-X-C chemokine receptor type 1. The record is from RefSeq and is a predicted model, not a curated record. Bases 185 to 1273 code for a protein of 362 amino acids. The transcript is spliced from 2 exons. Gene Ontology annotation, cellular component: membrane. Gene Ontology annotation, molecular function: chemokine receptor activity. NCBI's taxonomy places the organism in Eukaryota, Metazoa, Chordata, Actinopteri, Salmoniformes, Salmonidae. Gene Ontology annotation, biological process: immune response; G protein-coupled receptor signaling pathway; neutrophil chemotaxis.
GAUCUCAAACUGUUCGUUGAGGUAUACACAAUAGGAACUCAGUCUAGUGUGAGAGUAACAGACAGGAAAAGGCUUCAGUUUCAGAGAAAAAAGUGCUGAGACGCUGAGACAGACACUCUUCUGCUUGCUGAUAGUGUUUUCUGCUGCUUUUCUGAACUGUCAAGAGGACAGGAAUAGCCAGCCCAUGGAAAUGCCAGAAAUGGAUGUUGACCUUUCUCUCUUCGUUGAAUUCCUCAACUUCACUUAUCCUCCCAUAGACGAGCUCAUGGGGGUCCCUUGUAACGUCUCUAUCUUGGGCUUGAGCAGUGUUGGUCUAAUGAUCACCUACAUCGCUGUGUUCAUCUUCAGUGUGCUGGGUAACAGUGUAGUCAUCUACGUGGUGUGCUGCAUGGCUAGGGGCCGGACCACCACAGACGUCUAUCUGAUGCACCUGGCAAUGGCUGACCUCCUCUUCUCCUCGACCCUCCCCUUCUGGGCCGUCUAUGUCUACUCCCACUGGAUUUUCGGUACCUUCCUCUGCAAGUUCCUGUCUGGCCUCCAGGAUGCUGCCUUUUAUUGUGGGGUUUUCCUGUUAGCGUGCAUUAGUGUGGACCGCUACCUGGCUAUCGUGAAGGCCACGCGGGCACUGGCCCAGCGGCGCCACCUGGUGGGGUUGGUGUGCGGAGCCGUGUGGCUGGGGGCGGGGCUACUCUCGUUGCCCGUGGCACUCCAACGGGAGGCUAUCCAACCCGAGGACCUUGAAGGCCAGAUCAUCUGCUUUGAGAACCUGACUGCGGCGAGCAGCGAUCGGUGGCGGGUGGGUGUGCGGGUGAUUCGCCACGUGCUGGGCUUCUUCCUGCCACUGUCGGUCAUGGUCGUCUGCUACAGCUGCACUGCAGCGACGCUGUUCCGUGGCGUGCGCAUCGGCGGCCAGAAGCACAAGGCCAUGCGUGUCAUCCUGGCCGUGGUGCUGGCGUUCGUGGCAUGCUGGCUCCCGCGCAAUAUCAGCGUGCUGGUAGACACGCUGAUGCGGAGCGGCUCGCUGGGCGAGGAGACGUGUGAGUUCCAGAACAGGGUGAGCGUGGCGCUGUAUGUGACUGAGGUGAUGGCGUUCACGCACUGCGCCGUCAACCCCGUGCUGUAUGCCUUCAUCGGGCAGAAGUUCCGGAACCAGCUCUUGGUGGUGCUCCACAAGCAUGGGCUGAUCAGCAAGAGGUUGAUGGUGGCGUACCGCAGUGGCUCAGUUAACAGCACGGCCAGUCAAAGGUCUAGGAACACCUCUGUUACCCUGUAAGGUUUCAGUAAUCAGGGAGUGGUGUGGAAGGGGUGAGUUUCACUGGUUCCUCACACUGUAUGGUCAGGGGUGUGGGCAUGGCGAGAAACUUGUUCUUCAUGUUCUAGGGGUGUGUGUGUGUGUGUGUGUGUGUGUGGUCUGGGGUAGAGGUUGGGGGCAUGGAUGAUUCUAUUGUAUAGGUCCAAUCCAAUGCUUUUCAUGUGAUGCUUCAAUGCUUGCUAAGUAUAAACAGCAUACAUGUCAAGGCCUAAUGUGUAUUAAAUCUUCAUAUUGCAACUUU